Molecule: messenger RNA, 1104 nt
Organism: Cladocopium goreaui
Lineage: Eukaryota; Dinophyceae; Suessiales; Symbiodiniaceae
Source: the annotation of a GenBank genome assembly
AUGUCUGAACUGCCAGUCUGCUUGGAGACUGAUGAAGAGCGAGCUAUGCUCUUCAAUCAGAUUAUCAGAAAAAUCCGAACGGAUUUGGAGAGCAGAAUCAAAGGAGAGAGUUCUGACGCAGACCUCACAGUUUCCCCAGUCGUUGCUAAAAUGGUUCAGUUCUUCAAAGAGAAGUUACUUUCGAAAAAUCCCAAGUGGUUGGAGAAAGCAAUGAUCGAUGAAGUGUCACGAAGGCAGGCCACAAAACAAGGCUACACCGUGGACAACUUGAUUGGCCCUCACUCAGACAUUUUCAUCGCUCUUAUCAAGGAAAAAAUCAUCGAAGAAGGGCUCUUGAAAGAGUGUGCCUAUAGCUUGGUCGGGGAUGUUAGAGAACACCUUCAGAAGGUUGUGCAGCAUGUCAUUCAAAGAUAUGCGCACAUCAAUGGUAUUCUCCCCGCAGCUUUGAAUGGAAAGGCCGAGGACUGCAUCGACAACCUGGGAGUCCAAGCUCGAGGUGACUGUGAGAGGUUGGCUUUAGCCCAGGAGGAGACUUCUACCACAUAUGACCUGUACAACAAGCAGAUGUCACAGUUUGUGGCUUCUUUGUCCGAUGAAUCAACAAUUGAGCUGGCUGGAGAGAAGAGCUUCUGCAACAUGCUACCGGAAGAGUUUGUGCUUCUACGCAAAGACGCAGUACAAUCGCCACAGAAGCGAGCAGUCCUGGAAAUCUGUGUUUCGUUGCACACCUAUACCAAGCUCAUGAUUGAAGGCUUCGUGGAGAUGUCUGCCAAACUCGUCAAGUUCAGCCUGGUCGGGCAGCUUGUUGAGAAGCUGGAAGAGGUCUGGCGAAAGGAGUCGGGUCGAACUACCCUCCAGAAGCUCUUUGCAGAGGAGGAAUCAGUGGCUCAGAAACGUGAAGAUCUGAGCAAGAAGAUGAAAGUGUUGUCCGACUUCAAGGUGGAGCUGAGGGGUCUGCUGCCAGCAGUUCUACAGAUGCAGAACGGGAAGCAGAUACUUUCCAAGAAGGCGAAGGCAGAGGAAGGAAACUCAUCAUCUGCAAAAGAGACCGACAACAAGCCGCAACCUCCCCCUCCACCACUCCGUGCAGUGGCCAAGCCUUGA